Messenger RNA from Periophthalmus magnuspinnatus, 1888 nucleotides. Its product is annotated as CMP-N-acetylneuraminate-beta-galactosamide-alpha-2,3-sialyltransferase 1-like. The record is from RefSeq and is a predicted model, not a curated record. Gene Ontology annotation, molecular function: beta-galactoside (CMP) alpha-2,3-sialyltransferase activity. NCBI's taxonomy places the organism in Eukaryota, Metazoa, Chordata, Actinopteri, Gobiiformes, Gobiidae. The coding region runs from base 289 to 1293 and encodes 334 amino acids. The transcript has 8 exons.
ACAAGACAGCGCCUUGUCCGCUAACACCUGCGGAAAAGCCUUUUUAAAGCUGUGAGAUGCCUUUACGCAUGAGAAUUGUUAUUUCUCUUAACGUGAGACUGCAGGGAGGUGACAGGUGCGUGCUCCUCCUGGUUUCAUCCUCCCUGCUGAUGUCUCCAUGACGGACGUGGCAACACCCAACUGUACGUGGUAAAAGAACUAUUUUCUAAUGUCACAAAGGUCUUUUCAUGGAAGUGGCACCACUCUGUAAAGCAGCAUCUCUUCAGGAAUCGACUAAUUCAGGUAGCGAUGUAUAGCAGAUCUAAGCUGGUGGUUGUCCUGGUUUGCACCUUGUGCUUUGGCACUAUCUGGAUAAUAUCUUCCUCUCGUCUUACCUUUGAGGAAUGGGGAGAAGAUGAAGGACACACUGGAAAUAUGAAUGUUGAAGCUGAGAUGUUGACAGCUAAUGCUAAAAAACCUUGUAGCUGUGAUAGAUGUAUGACAGAAAACAAUUAUUUUUGUAUGCAACGAUACAAAAAAUUUGUGAAUCCCUUUUUAACACCUGAUGGCCAUCUCACACUAAAGGACUUCACCUGGUGGAUGUCGUUGCAGCACGAAGGAGGCGACUUAAAGAAAUUUGAGGCAGCAAAGGAUCAUCUGUUUAGGGUGUUCCCAUCCAGGCCAGAUGUAGCUGAACCCCACCCGGACCGCUGUCGGACAUGCGCCGUCGUUGGAAACUCAGGAAAUAUGAAGGGAUCCAACUAUGGACGUCAAAUCGACGCUCACGAUAUUGUAAUGAGAAUGAACUUUGGUAAGACUGCAGGCUAUGAAGUGGACGUGGGGAACAAGACGACUCAUCGGGUCAUGUAUCCGGAGAGCGGGAUGGACCUGGAUGAUGACACCCACUUGGUUCUGUUUCCAUUCAAAAUCAUGGACCUGCAGUGGAUUACUGAGGCGUUCACAACUGGCUUUCAUGGAAGAUCAUAUGCACCAGUUCAAGAAAAAAUCAAUGCUAACAAGAAUCUGGUGAUGGUGGUCAAUCCGAGAUUCAUGAGGUACAUCCACACAUGCUGGCUGUCUACGAGGGGGAAAUACCCUUCCACUGGCUUCAUGACCCUGGUUCUGGCCAUGCACAUCUGUGACCAGGUGGACAUUUAUGGCUUUGGAGCAGACAAAAAUGGAAAUUGGAAUCAUUACUAUGAAGUACUUCGGAACAGAAACUUAAAGACUGGAGUUCAUCCUGGGAUGUAUGAAUAUAACCUCAUUCAAGAGCUGGCAAAGAAAAACAUAGUGACCUUGAAUAGAGGCUGGUGAAAGAGGAAAAUAAAGUGAUUCAAAUGAGCUUAUUUUCAUUUGUGCAGUGUGCCUGAACUGUAUGUGAAGUGUGGAGGCAUUAUACAUUUUGGGUAUACCUCCUGACAGUUUUUAUGAAGUAUUGAAUUGAAUGGAAUUAUCUGGCUGAAAUAUACCUAAAUGUGUUUGAUUAUAUUGUAUAUGCUGAUGUAUUUAAAUAGAUUUACACCGAUGCUGCUGCUUUAAAGGUAAAUGUGACAGGUUUUCAUGGUUUUCCAAUUAUUUCCUGGUUUGGUGGGAUUAGUACCUGUAGUAAAUAUGCAGUAGUAUAGUAAGUGGUAGUUUGUCAGAAAAAUUAAGAUGAAAAGAAAAGUACAAAAAUACAGGAAGUAGUUGUGAGUUUUGAAACAGAAUACCUCUUGUUUAGACAAAAUACAUAGAUAGGAUUAUACAUGUGUAUUUGACUGAGAAACUCUUCAUCUUAAACCGGUCCAGUACCAGCUGUGACUGGAUCUCCAAUGGACUGGUUUUUCUGUGAAAGGUGAAGGGAUGUUACAUUUUUGAACAGAAAUUAAGUGAAACAAAGAAAAAAAUAAAAUAAACUUUUUCCAGAAUC